AUGAUGGGAAGAACUUUCAGUUACUGUUUAAGUUCUUCGUUCGCUAGCAUCCGCAGUGGAUGGCGAGAAGCUGAUGGAGAGUAUGGCAUUCCGGCGAGUCUAUGUUACUGUGGUGGACGAGUCGUUGUCCAGACUUCUCGGACUGAUCUAUACCGUGGAAGAAGGUUCUUCACUUGCAAGAACAGUGAGGUAACGAUCCGGAUUGUGCGCCUAGUGGAGUAUGAAGCAACGCUAAAGGAGUUGGAGUUGCUUGCAAAGCAAGGUGUGAAUGAGUAG
This is a messenger RNA of Arabis nemorensis, 276 nucleotides long. The record is from the annotation of a GenBank genome assembly. Lineage: Eukaryota; Viridiplantae; Streptophyta; Magnoliopsida; Brassicales; Brassicaceae.